GUUCGACAAUGCUCCGGCUUCCAACUAGUCCUGCUAGUGCUAGAGCCGUGAUGCUCCAAUGCCAUACCCUCUUCUUCGCAAGACCUCAAAUGGGUCCGCCACCAACAACCUUUUCUCCAUCAGCCAUGUCUUCUUCUUCCCGUGAAGCUCAUGGCCUCUGCGAAAACUCUUCUGCUAUAACCCUUCAUGAAUGGCAAGGAUGGGGAACACAUUCCCAAGUACCCGCCAUGGUUGAGGAGAUUGUCGACGACUUAAUGACUCUUCAGAGAGACGCCGAUGCCCGUUUGACUUUCGGUGGCCUUGGUGGGAAAUUGCAGGGAGACUUAAAGGUGUAUGAAGAUAAGAAACAUAGAGCAAAAUACCAAUCUUUGAGUGGUUCUGAGCAGAAACUCCAAUUCUUUUCUGCACGACAAAUAGCAUGUCGUUUGCUUGGGAGCAGAGGUUACCUUUGUCAGAAAUGUUGGCUUUCUAUGGAAGAUUGUAUGUGUUCGAGACUGAUACCAUCUUGCUCAUUGUGGAAAGGAAUGCGGUUUUGGGUGUAUAUGCACCCGAAGGAUUUUUUAAGACAGAACAACACGGGUAAAUUGUUAUGGCAAGUUUUUGGCUCCCAAGAUGCGAGUUUGUGCCUUUAUGGGAUUUCUGAACAUGAAGAAAUCAUGUGGGAUGCAUUUAAACAUGCAGGGAGGGGAAACGUUUGUUGUCUUUAUCCUAAUAAGAAUGCUCCAAGCUUCAAUGUGCAAGAGUUCUUUAAUAUAGAUUCAUCUAGAGAUCUAGAGUGCUCAACAAUGGAAAAUGUAGACAAGACUGUACAUUUCAUAUUGAUUGAUGGUACAUGGAAUAACUCUGCUGCAAUGGUUAAUCGUUUAAAGGACCGAUCAAAGGAAAUAUGGGGAGAUGACAUUCAUUGCGUUUCUUUGUCUAGUGGCGAAUCUGCUAUGCAUAGACUUAGGCCACAACCGUCGUUGGAUAGGACUUGUACAGCAGCAGCAGGCAUCAGCCUGUUGAGUGAGCUUCACGAAAUACAAAUACUGUCGAAAGUUGGUUUGGAUAAACAAGCCGAAGCAGUUGAAGAAGCUUUAACGAUCCUUUUAGAAGCUCUUACUGCUCGACGGCUUCGAAUGGGAAGAUCCACCACUCGAAAAGCUAGACAUGACUAUAAUAUGGAUUAGAAAAUCUUAGCUGUUGGUAAAACAUUCUUUUGUGGGUUAAUUUAUACAUGAACUGAUAAUGUAGACAAUUUUUGACAGUAUAAUUUUGAAUUUGGUAAUGUGACAAAUUAAGAUAUUAUUUGAUAA
This is a messenger RNA of Impatiens glandulifera, 1295 nucleotides long. RefSeq lists its product as uncharacterized. The coding region runs from base 9 to 1169 and encodes 386 amino acids. The transcript is spliced from 8 exons. NCBI's taxonomy places the organism in Eukaryota, Viridiplantae, Streptophyta, Magnoliopsida, Ericales, Balsaminaceae. The record is from RefSeq and is a predicted model, not a curated record.